Messenger RNA from Dermacentor silvarum, 1074 nucleotides. RefSeq names its product solute carrier family 22 member 5. The record is from RefSeq and is a predicted model, not a curated record. Lineage: Eukaryota; Metazoa; Arthropoda; Arachnida; Ixodida; Ixodidae. The transcript has a single exon. Bases 1 to 1074 code for a protein of 357 amino acids.
AUGUCCCUCUUCGAGGUUACCACGCACAAUAACCGGCCGCUCCAUAUCAUCUUUGCUGGAACGCUGGGCCUUCUGUUUUCCGACAUGUGGUAUGCCUCCCUCUCAACGGUCAAGCUUGGUUGGAUGCUCAAGCACGCGUACUAUAUGUUUCCAACCGUGCUCAUGCUGCCGGCCUUCUGCGUUGUCUUCGAGUCGCCCCGUUGGUUGAUUGCAAAGGGUCGCUUCAAGGCGGCGGAAGUGGUUAUGAUGAGUGCGGCCACGAUCAACCGCUUUCCCAUUCAUUACACGGCGCUGACACUGGACAAGCUCAAGACAGCGAUGGUCAGCAACGCCGUGCGACUGCCUUCCAUUGACCAGGACAUGCUCAGUGGAUACUCCAUGCGGCGGCGCGCUCUCAUUUUAAGCUUGUCGUAUUUCUCCAUCACGUUCUCCGCGUUCAUCCCGUCGUACGCCAUGGAGAAUCGAAAUGAACUCUGGUAUACUCUAGGUUCAUUCUUCCUGAACCUGUUAGGCUAUUCGAUGAUGGACCUGCUAAUCACAAGGCUCAGCAUACUGACUGUAAUGAAUGUGUGGUUUGCGUUGCUCGCCUUGAUUCAAUGCCUACUGAGUCUAGCUGUCGGCGCGGGCGCCAGGGUUCUCAGCCAGGCGCUGGUCAUGCUGGCCACGGCGCUCUUCUACUCCGGCUCUGUCCUUUGCUUCGUCUACACCCUCGAGCUUUUCCCUACAGCCAUCCGUGGCCCGGUGGUGGGCUGGGUCUUCGCCUGUGGACGUCUAGGUGCCGUGUGUGCCACAGUAGUGCUGAAGUUCUUUGGGCUCAGGCGGGCUGACGUAGGGCACGCGGUGGCUGGUGCUCUUCUUUUCACGUCGAUGUUCGCCCAGGGUGGCCUACCGCGCGCCACCUCAGUAGAGUGCACCAAGAUGGAGUACCGGCGCUCGUCGGCUGAGACCCAACGCAGCAUGGAGUACAUGAAGAAGACGCUGGACUCUAAGCUCCGCACCACUCCCAGAGGCAGGAUUAGUGCCGACAACUCCAAAUAUAGCACUGUAUCUCGCAGUCGACGUUCGCAUCACUAG